Plectropomus leopardus (leopard coralgrouper) is the source of this 1989-nucleotide messenger RNA. The record is from RefSeq and is a predicted model, not a curated record. NCBI's taxonomy places the organism in Eukaryota, Metazoa, Chordata, Actinopteri, Perciformes, Serranidae.
UGUGUGUGUGCGCGUGUGUCAGACACACGAUGCUGUGUGUUGGGGUGUGUGUGUUGGUCCUCUCCGUCCUCGUCCAGGCCGGACCGUCCGUCCUCUCUGCCGUCCAGCAGCGCUCCUUUAAACCGCAGUCAAGUUUGGACCCUGAAGUGCACAUGAACAUUUCGGAGAUCAUCAGGUACUGGGGUUACCCUGCAGAGGAACACGAGGUGCUGACAGAGGAUGGCUACAUCCUGACUGUCAACAGGAUCCCACAGGGACGCAAACACACUGAAGGUCCCCGUCCUGCCGUCUUCCUGCAGCACGGCCUCCUGGCAGCCGGCAGUAACUGGAUCACCAACCUGCCCAACUCUAGUCUGGGCUACGUGCUCGCAGACGCCGGCUACGACGUCUGGAUUGGAAACAGCCGCGGAAACACCUGGUCCAGGAAACAUCGCACGCUCACACCUGACCAGGACGACUUCUGGAGGUUCAGUCAUGAUGAGAUGGCGUUGAAGGACCUCCCUGCGGUUGUGGACUUCGUCUUGAAGGUGACGGGUCAGGACCAGAUCUUCUACGUAGGACACUCCCAGGGGACGACCAUCGCAUUCAUGGCCUUCUCCACGCUGCCGGACCUCGCCAGUAAGAUCAAGAUGUUCUUCGGUUUGGCUCCCGUGGCAACCGCCGCCUUCACUACCAGCGCCAUGACCAAACUGACCAUCCUGCCUGAGUUCCUCGUCUGGAAGUUGUUUGGUAGGCGGGACUUCCUGCCUCAGAGUCACAUGAUCGAGUGGUUUUCGGAACACGUGUGUGCGAAGGAGCUGUUCAACGAGCUGUGUGGAAACUUGUUCUUCGUCCUCUGCGGCUUCGACCGAGAAAACCUCAACAUGACUCGGACUCCAGUCUACACAGAACACUGUCCUGCUGGGACGUCUGUCCAGAACAUGCUCCACUGGUCCCAGGCAGUUCAUAAAGGGAAGUUGAUGGCGUUUGACUUUGGAGCUGCAGGAAACAUGAAACAUUACAACCAGUCUACUCCCCCUGAGUACCGCGUCCUGGACAUGAAGGUUCCCACCGCUCUGUUUUCGGGGGGACAUGAUACGCUGGCGGACCCCAAAGAUGUGGCCGUCCUCCUCACUCAGGUGUCUAACCUGGUCUUCCAUCGGCACAUUGAACACUGGGAUCACCUAGAUUUUAUUUGGGGUCUGGACGCACCAAAGGAGAUGUUUCCGUUCAUCCUGAAGCUGAUGAAGGAGCACCAAUAGAGGGCACCACACUGUGUAUGUGGUGCUGUACACAUUUGUGCUACAGAGAGGGGACCACAGUACUGUACACAUGAGCCGCAAGUUUGUGUGUGUGUGUGUGUGUGUGUGUGUGUGUGUGUGUGUGUGUGUGUGUGCGUUUAGACACCUGGUGCACACCUAUGGACUGCAUCACUCUGUUUGUUUACUGUUUUUAUCCCAGUUUCAAACUAAAAAAAAUUCAUUUCAAAUUCAGAUAAUCCGAAGUUUAAUUACGUACAGUAGUAGUUUAAUUAAGUACAGAGGUAUUAUUGGCAAAAUUUACAAUGUCAGCUUUUCUUUGUGUUUAUUGCUAAUAAGCUGACGUUAGCAUGCUAACAAGUUAAACUCAGAAACACUGUAUGCGCUAACUAUUGCAUGUUAGCAUUGUUAGGACGUUAGCAUUGUCAGAGUUAGCAUGUUAGCAGUGGGUGUGUCUGAGUUGUUUAAACGAACUGUACUGUAACCUGCUGCUCUUGAAUGCACCUGGAAACACCCUGAAGCUGUUUUUUAACUUCACAACAAGUCUGGCUGAGGGACUGUUUGUUAUUUAUGAGAGGUGUAAAAAGGGGGAGGCAUGUAAAAUAUUUUUUAAUCACUGUGGAGGGACCUAUGUUUUUUAUUUUAGCUUUAGAGGAGGGGUAUACAACUUAAAAUGGCUAUUUUGUAUUUAUUCUCUGCAGAUUUUUUUUAAAAAAAGCCUUUUUUCUUAAAAAAAAAAAUGUUGGCGAUU